AGUACUAUAUCUAUUUAGGUGCCAUAGAGUCUCGAUCCUUUACUACCAGUUACUAGAUCUGCGGGCAUGACUUCUGGACGGAAGGCGGAAGCAUGUAUUGCAGUUGCUGGUGCCUUUGAAUCCGACUGGAUGGUGGUAGCCCUUACGGAAUACUUGAAGAAGACUUGGAAAGCGUCGUUAGUGGGAGAUCCAGAGUUGAAGGAAGAUGGCAGAGUUGUUGUUGAGAUAGCUGACAGCUCUGAAAUGUUGGCGUCGGAUCUCGUCGAAAAAAUUUGCAGUCGUAGGGAACAUUUAAUUGCCGGAGACAAACCCGUCGAAAUAGAGCCUUUCCAAGUGAAUAGGCGCUGGCCACCUCCCAGGCCCCAACCCAGGCCACAACCCAGGCCACAACCUAGACCACAACCUAAGCCAGUGGUCAGACCGAGGCCAGUAGAAACGCCAGUGGGACAGAUGCCAUCCUGCGGCCCGCCAACGUUUGAAGCCGAACACGUUGUUCUAACAACACAACAGUAUUCUUAUUCAAAACGCCAAGCUUCAUUUGAAGACCAAGCAAGACGCCAACCUUCCGUUGAAGGUCAAGGUCAGCAAAUGAGACGCCAAACUUCGACUGAAGGAAAGGGAACAAGUGACUACGCUGAUGUUACCUUAGCUGUUGAUGUGACUGGUGAAGAUUGUCACAAAAUGGAUUUCAUUUGUUCUACAACUCGGCGAAAGGAUGAAUUUGAGCGAAAAUUUAGUAAUUGUAGCCGUCUUACUUGGAGCAAAGAGAAAAGCACAGUUUCACUCUAUCCUAGCAGUCCACCUGGGCCUCUUGGUACACAAUGGAAACAAUCAGCUAGAGAAGAGCUGUUUGAAGCUCUUGAGCAGUACACAGUUGAACACUUUAGAGUUACAGCUACCAUGUCUCUAGACACUAUAAUGGAGAUGGCUGAACAAGAAAAUAGAAAGCAAGGCAAUAGAAUUGGUAUUGUUGAUUUCUCUGAUGAAAAGAAAGUGUUGAUAGUUGGGGAAAACGUAGAUGUUCAGAUAGUACGUAAAUCAGUUCGUAAUCAGUUGUCAUCACCCAAUGUUGAAACAGUUGCUCAUCAAGCUUCACCAGUUGAUGACCAGGAGCAGACUGUUACUAUACCAUUUGACAAAUAUAAACGCCCAAUAGUUGACUUUGCUUUGUCACAGCACAAACUGAAAUUGAAACAUCAGAUUAGUAACUGCAGCAGCAUCUCUUGGAAUGGAAGCACUGGAUUUCUAGUCCUUCGCAUCAGUCAAGGUGGUGCAACCAAAUUUAAGAGUCAUGCUGUGGAAGACGAAGUUGAGAUGUUUUUGGAAAAUUAUAAGCAAAGGCCAGUUGUCAUUCCAGAUGACAAAGAUUGGAGCAGUGCAGUAAAGAUUGCUAAGGCAGAAGUGGAAGACAGAGAUGAUGAAUUUACUUUAGUGGAACUGCCAAGCAAAAAGCAGAUUCUGCUUGUUGGACUGAAAGAAGGUUUUGGUGAUGUUCUAAAGUCAAUUAGAGAUAAGCUGUCACAAGAGAGGCAUGAAGAAUACGCAAAAUCACAACUGCAAUCCGGUAGCUGUGGAAAUCAUAUUACUCCUGAAGUUUUUCAGUUGAUUAGUCGUACUGAAUCAUUUAGGUCACUUGGGAUUGAGGUGAAAAUGGCCUACAAUGCAGGAAAGCUGUGUGUAGAUGUUAGUGGGCAAAACAAAGAAACUAUUGAUGCUGCAAGAAAUACCUUGGAGACUCUGACUCAUCAAAUUCAGGCUACAUCUAUUUCUGUUGAAUCUCAUGUGCGACAGUUUUUAUCAUCAGGCACUAGAAUAGAGCAGUUGAAUGCUAGUCUUGCUAGUAAGCACAUCGUUGCUCACGCUCUUGAAGUUGAUCAUACUGGAUUAAAGAUCUUAGCAAAGGAAGGUGAAGUAGGGAAAGUUCAAGACGAGGUACGAAAGUGGCUUCUUUCACCUACCAUUGAAAUAGAUGAUGAUGAAACAAGAAAGUAUCUUGUUUCCCAAACCUGCCACAAGUUCUUUACAACCCUACAAGAUGAACUUGGCAUUAAGAUAACUUGUGUGAAAGGUGUGAAUGGCAUUGUGGAGCACAUAGCUAUCACUGCGCAGAGAGACCAAGCUGUCGCUGCUAAACGUAACAUUGAAGACCAUCUGUAUGCAAAUGUUCAAACUUCGGAAUCUAGACCUCUUCCUAAUCAUGCUGUGGCUGAGUUUCUGCAAAGGCACAUGGAUUCAGAGAUAAAGGAAAUAGAAAAGAAACUAAUCAGUUAUCAAGCAACUGUUGAAAUACUACGGGAUGUGACUCCUCCAGUCAUUGUCCUUAAAUCAAAAAAGGCUGGCUUUUUAGCUCUUUCAAAACAUGUGGGAGCACUUCUCUCGAAAUGCACUGGAGUAGCGUCAAAAGAAUUCAAGAAACACGGUUUGAAGAAACUUGUACAGAAUUCGUUUUCAAUCAUUCAAUUACCAAUAGAGCGAGAUCGGAAGGUGGUUAUUACUGCUAGAGAAGACGGUCUUAGAUCUCAUCUUCAUAGUGCAUUAGCAGGUCAAACACGUGCAAAGCAACUGAGCAAACACUGUUGUACCAAAAAUUCAAAUCACAACAUUGUAUUGUACUCUGGAGAUAUUUGUCACCACCCUGUUGAUGUGAUCGUGAGCACUGCAAAUGAAGACCUCGACUUCAGUGCUGGAUUGCCUGCCUACCUUGUCAAAUGUGGUGGUGAUACCAUCAAGAAAGAGUGUGAGGACUAUUUGUCCAAGAAGAUCUUCAAAAAGAAAUUAGGAGUGGGAGAUGUAAUUUGUACUAGUGCAGGCUGUCUCUCCACUACUCACCAUGUCAUUCAUGUUGUUGGUCCAAGAUGGCCGCAAGGGGCAGCUGCUAACUCUAAUCAGGUUCAAACCACAACAAAACUCCUCAAAAAGGCAGUCAAUGCUGCUCUGGAUAAGGCUGCCAGUCUAGGUUGUAGCUCUGUUGCUUUACCUGCAGUUAGUGCUGGUGGAUUUGGAUGUCCAAGUGACUUUGUUGCUCAACACAUGGUAGAAACCAUUGAUGAAUUUCUGGCAAGUAGGCAAAGUAAGCAGUUGCACGAUGUCCACAUUGUCUUACUUGAGACAGACCAACACAACAUCAAAGCAUUUCAAGUGCACAUGAUGAACAAACUUGGCAAGGUUGGGCAAAUGCCACCACCACAACAAAAACGACAGCCGCCGCCGCCGCCGCCACCACAACAAAAACGAAAGCCACCACCACCACCACCAUACGCGAAUACUACAGCAGGGGCAGCUGGAAGAUCCAAACCUGAGCUGAAAGUUGUUAUUAUGCAGGGUGACAUUAGCAGUCAACAGGUGGAUGUAAUUGUGAGCUCUGCUUGUGAUACGCUGAACCUUCAAAGUGCUCAAGCAUCAAAAGCACUUGCACAAAAGGCCGGUCCUGCUCUACAACAAGCAUGCAGUGCUUAUGUCAAGCAACAUGGGUCACUUAAACAUGGAGACAUUGUUGUCACAGGUGGAUACAAGUUACACUGCAAACACAUCGCACAUGCUUUCUGUCCUCGAAGUCGUCCUCGACUGGCAGAAAUUGUUUUGAAGUGUGUGCAGAAGGCUGACACCAUUGGAGCACGCUCCAUUGCUUUUCCUGCUCUGGGAACUGGCAGUCUUGGUAUGGGUGACAUUGAUGCUGCAAAUGCAUUGUUUGAAGGCAUAUAUGCUUUACACACACCUUCUACUGUCCAAGAGGUAUUUGUAGUUAUUUUUGAUCCAUCAAAACUGUCACUUUACCAACAAGUGAAACAUACACUAUUUACACCUAAAGCAGUUCCUACUCUGUCUUUUGUGUUACAAAACGGAGUCGGGGUAGUAGUCGAAGGUGGCAAUGUUGCCAAAGAUAUUUCUGAUGCCAUAGUUGUACCAACUGGAGUUGUAUUUGAUCAAGUGCACAACUAUGGAGGACUAUCAUUUAAACAUGAAUGGAAAACAAAAUACAACAGCUCUGUUCCAUUUUCGACUGGCUUUGCAGAGCUUUCUGGAGGACGUCAGCUUGACUGCAAAAAAGUCUAUGUUAUUGCACCUGCCAAUUUCAAUUCUAGCACGUCAGUCAGUCAGAAUGAAGCGAACAUUAGUACAGUUGUUGAAAAAGUGCUGAUGGCUGCUAACCAAGCACAUAUGGCUUCUAUCUCGAUCCCUACAAUAGGAACAGGGAAGCUAGGUUAUAGCAAUGUUGUCAGUGCAGGAGCCCUGGCAAAGGCCAUCAAUGCUUUCUCUUCAAAAGUCAGUCAACCUAAUAUCAAAAGCAUUAAGGUUGCUGUGUUUGACAAAGAUCGGUUAGGUGACUUUCAGCAGAAGCUAAGUCAGGAUUGCAAAGCACAGACACCAUCACUUCCGCUGUCUAGUAGCACUGCUGCCCCAUCAGUUAAUUCCCCAUCAGUUAAUUCUCCAUCAGUUAAUUCCCCGUCAUUUCAACAUCAGCAAAUGGAUGAAGACAAUGACGGAAUUGUCCCCGAAUAUCCUGAUUCAGUCAACAUUUUGAUUGUAGGUGAGCACCAACGUAACUGUGAUCAAGCAAUGCUACACUUGACCCGCAAGAUUGAAGAAUUCUGUGUUACAAAACAGUUGAAAACAGUUGUCCCAGAUGACAUGGUUAAUGUUGUGAAGAAGGAGGCUGGAAAGAGAGAUGUGUGUGUCAUGGUUACAUUAGAAGAUGAUAAACCCAAACUGACUCUAGCUGGAAUGAAAGAGGAUGUAAGUGAGGUUACUGAUGUGGUAACCUAUCACAUGUCUGAGGUUCAAGAACGUCAUGCAAAUUUGCAAGGACAAAAGGAGAUGAUGUCUCAAGUUCAGUGGCUUUAUGAGGAAGGACUUGAAACCUUUGAACCUUAUCCUCCAGAUGCUGUUGUUAUUCUUGAGAAAGCAUAUCAAUCAAAGCAGAUGACAGUCCAACUGGACAUCGCAUCACUCAACCGUAAAUGUCUUGUCUGUAUUGACAAAAACCAGGAAGUUGACCAAGUCACAGGUCAGACAAGAGUCAUUAAAAGACAGAAACUACAGACCACGGUUUUUGAGAUGCCAAGACACUGGAAGCAACUUCCACCUGGCAAGCCUUAUCAUUUGGUUCCUCUGGACUCAUCAACCAGUGAGUACAAGAGAGUAGCUGAUAAGUUUCAAAAGACUGCUUGUCAGAAGAAAUAUAAUCAAUCAACUGUACCGCCUUAUCCUCAAAUAGUAGAAAUUAAGCGAGUUCAAAAUCCUUCUCUGUAUCAAAAGUAUUUACAGGAGAGAGAUGCACUACAUAGCAAACGAGCAGCAGAACUAAACGCUGGAAAAGGAACUCUUGAAAUGGACCUCUUCCAUGGAACUAAAGCUGAUGUCAUUGAACACGUAAUCAAUGGUGGUUUCAACAGAAUUUAUGCUGGAACUGCAGUGGGGAAACUACUUGGAGCAGGUGUAUACUUUGCAAAGAACUCUGGCUACUCCCUUGCUUACGCAGCUCCAGAUGGCAGCAACAGAAAGCAUAUGUUCCUUUCCAAAGUUCUUCUGGGACUCUGGACUCAAGGCAAUAAGACACUUUGGGAACCUCCUGUUAUUAACCCAUCAGUUAGUGGCGUUGACCGAUUUGACUCAACAGUUGAUGAUACCACCAAUCCUGAAAUCUUUGCGGCUUGCUUUCGUGAUAACAUGGCAUAUCCAGAAUAUGUCAUCACUUUCACUCACAGCUGAUUAGCUUCAUAACUUGAAUUUGAUGAAUCAUUUCAUUUGUAAUGUGCUCUUCUGUUCAGUUCUGCUGCAUGUGUGGUGUACAACAGUUGCCUGAUUUGUAGUUGUUAUGGCUAGCUUGUCUCUGGCUGAAUGUGUAUACUUAUGAUUGUGCUGAAUUCGAAUCAACUGGCUACUACA
Messenger RNA from Corticium candelabrum, 5886 nucleotides. Its product is annotated as protein mono-ADP-ribosyltransferase PARP14-like. The transcript has 6 exons. The coding region runs from base 67 to 5709 and encodes 1880 amino acids. Gene Ontology annotation, molecular function: NAD+ poly-ADP-ribosyltransferase activity; NAD+-protein mono-ADP-ribosyltransferase activity; transcription corepressor activity. Gene Ontology annotation, biological process: negative regulation of gene expression; protein poly-ADP-ribosylation. Gene Ontology annotation, cellular component: cytoplasm; nucleus. The record is from RefSeq and is a predicted model, not a curated record. Lineage: Eukaryota; Metazoa; Porifera; Homoscleromorpha; Homosclerophorida; Plakinidae.